Molecule: messenger RNA, 1793 nt
Organism: Bufo bufo (common toad)
Lineage: Eukaryota; Metazoa; Chordata; Amphibia; Anura; Bufonidae
Product: UDP-glucuronosyltransferase 1A1-like
Exons: 5
Coding region: 50-1645 (531 amino acids)
Molecular function (GO): UDP-glycosyltransferase activity
Source: RefSeq, a predicted model, not a curated record
GCUUAUUAGACAACCAAUUUCUCCUCAGAAAUCUUGGACUCCUGCAGACAUGAAUUUGUUCACAUUACCUUUUUCGACACCUCUUUUGAUAUUUUAUGCGAUCCUUAGCCAAACAGAUGGGGGGAAGCUACUUGUUGCUCCUAUGGAUGGAAGUCACUGGCUCAGCAUGCGUCCUUUAGUAAAGAAACUGACAGAAAAUGGACAUGAUGUUGUUGUUGUGAUCCCGCAAAGCAGUUUAACCAUGAGUGGAUCUGAAGCAUUCACUGUACAGACCUACCCUGUUCCGUACACCAGCCAAGACAUAACUGCAAGCUUUCAGAAGUUGUCCAGAGAGCACUUCUCCUUACCCUCACAUUUCCCCUGGAUUGCUAUUGAAAUGUUAGAUAGCAUGAUGGUUGUAUUUAAUAUGUUUUACAAAUCAUGUGAGAGCUUACUGCUCAACCAGGAGCUCAUCCAAAAACUUCGGGAUGAGAAGUUUGAUGCUGUGCUCACAGAUCCAUUCUUACUAUGUGGAGUAAUAUUAGCAGAACAUCUUGACUUGCCAAAUGUGAACUUCUUAAGGGGAUUGCCCUGUGCAUAUGACUAUGAAAGUUCUCAAUGUGAAACCCCACUUUCAUAUGUACCUAGACUGUUUAGCAAGUUCUCAGACAAGAUGACCUUGAUUGAACGUGUGGAGAAUUUGGUGAUCAAGUUGCUAGAGCCAUAUUAUUGUAGAGUUAUGUAUUCUCAAUGGGUGAGAUUGGCUACACAGCUCCUGAAAAAAGAUGUCACCCCUGUACAACUUCUCAGCAGAUCUUCCAUUUGGCUUCUAAGAUACGACUUUGUCUUUGAGUACCCAAAAACAAUAAUGCCGAACAUGGUUUUUAUUGGAGGCAUCAACUGCAAACUGCCAAAGUCCUUGUCCAAAGACUUUGAGAAGCUAGUGAACAGCUCUGGUGAACAUGGCUUUGUGGUUUUCUCCCUGGGAUCGAUGGUGUCUGAGAUUCCUAUGGACAAAGCAAUGGAUAUGGCAGAAGCAUUCAGAUCCAUUCCUCAAACGGUUAUAUGGAGAUACACAGGGAAAGUGCCUUCAAACCUGGGAAGUAACACCCACCUGGUGAAAUGGCUGCCACAAAAUGACCUGCUCGCUCAUCCAAAAGCCCGCGCCUUUAUUACCCAUGCGGGGUCACAUGGAAUCUACGAGGGUAUCUGCAAUGCGGUCCCCAUGGUUAUGUUACCCCUCUUUGGUGACCAAAUGGAUAAUGCUAAGAGAAUGGAGUCUCGAGGAGCUGGAGUGACACUCAAUGUUUUGGACAUGACACCAGAAGACCUUAUUAACGCUCUUGACUCUGUGAUAAAUAAGCCAAGCUACAAGGAGAACAUUCAGCGAUUGUCCGCUCUGCAUCUGGACAGACCAAUUCAUCCUCUAGACCUUGCAGUUCACUGGGUAGAGUUUGUCAUGAGACACAAAGGUGCGCCCCACCUGCGACCAGCCGCUCAUGAUCUGAACUGGAUACAGUACCACUCCUUAGAUGUCUUCGCCUUCCUCCUUGCAGUUCUGGUCACCACGUUCUUCAUCAGCUUCAAAUGCUGCACCUACACCUGCAGACGAUGCUGUGGCAGAAAGUCUAGACCGAAGUCCAAAUCCAAAUCCAAAAAAGAAUAGCGUGUGCUUAUGUAAAACUACUAGAAUUAUUGUGGAAUAGGCUUCUACCCAAUAAUGUGAAUUUCAAACAAUUUUUUUUAUACUUUUAUUGCUAAAUUGCUCCUGAGAAAACACUUGUGCAACUUGCCUUAAAGAUCAGUCCUUCAAU